Leguminivora glycinivorella is the source of this 1035-nucleotide messenger RNA. RefSeq names its product testis-expressed protein 9-like. The coding region runs from base 1 to 1035 and encodes 344 amino acids. The record is from RefSeq and is a predicted model, not a curated record. The transcript is spliced from 6 exons. Lineage: Eukaryota; Metazoa; Arthropoda; Insecta; Lepidoptera; Tortricidae.
AUGGAUUCCACUGAUUUACUUGAACGGGAAAAAGAGUUUAAAAAGCUUAAUAAACAAUUAGAAAAGAAGACAGAGAGUUUGAUGAAGCAAAUAGAAAAUGCAAUGCAAAAACCAGAUUUUUUCUCAGAGAUACCUCAAAAUAUCUCACUACAAGAACAUUCACACUAUAAAAAACAUUGCUGCGAAACCCCUAAGUCCAGCCCUUCUCCAAAAAGUACUCCAACAAAAAUUAAAACUAAAUCACCCGCCAAAAUAAAUGUCAAGCAGGAACCAGAGACAAUUUGUAGAUACCAAGGCUGCCAUCAGGCCAGUAUUUUUGGAACACCGGAAAAAAGAAAGGAUAUCGAUAGUGAAUUUGUACAUGCUUUUGUUUUGAUGAAUAUUCAGGAAAAAGUUCUGCCAUCGUCUUUUGCAAAAGAUGGCACAACUGUGGAAAGUGUUUGUAAAUUCUUGGCAUCGAAGACGAAGCUUCUACAGGAGCAAGUAGAGACGUUGCAGGGAACUAUUGAUAAGAAGGCGUCACAAUGUGAGAAACAUCUUGCGCGCCAAGCAGACUUAGAAUCUGAGAGGUUGACGUUCUUGAACAACAUCAACAACUUGAAUGCUGAGCUAAGCAGCGCUAGGGCCAAGUGUGCGUCGCUGCAAAACAAGCUAAACGAAAAAGAGCGUAUCUGCGAAAAACAGAGAUCAGAGCUGGACAGCCAAGCAUGCCGUCUGAAGCAGCUAACUUCGAAGUUUGUCAGCGAGGAGUCAAAGUGCGCCUCUUUCGAGAGAACUGUCGAUAAGUUGCGGAAAGAACUAGAGAGCGCAAAGAUCAUUGAAAAGGAAUUUCGAUCAGCAUCUCGGGAACUGUCGGCCUCGCAUCGCAACGCCAUCUCUGGAUUGGAAUCGCGAAUUAAAACUUUGUCCUCUCGUAUUCACAAACAAGCGGAACUCAUUGAAAACUUAAAGCGGCAAAACGCGUUGCUGACUACUGAAACAGCGAUCAAAGCACUUGAAAAAGAAUAUUGCAAGUUUUUGGAUAAAGAUUUCUGA